This is a messenger RNA of Aspergillus novofumigatus IBT 16806, 1143 nucleotides long. RefSeq names its product Gfo/Idh/MocA family oxidoreductase. Gene Ontology annotation, cellular component: cytoplasm. Gene Ontology annotation, biological process: NADPH regeneration. The record is from RefSeq and is a predicted model, not a curated record. Lineage: Eukaryota; Fungi; Ascomycota; Eurotiomycetes; Eurotiales; Aspergillaceae. The transcript has a single exon. The coding region runs from base 1 to 1143 and encodes 380 amino acids. Gene Ontology annotation, molecular function: oxidoreductase activity; nucleotide binding.
AUGGCUCAACCACCGCUCCGAGUAGGAAUCCUCGGCGCCGACAGCGAAGUAGUCCAGACCAUCUACUUACCUGCCCUACGAGCCCUAGAUCAAAACUUCAAAAUCGCAGUCCUUCACAGUGCAGUCAGCAGCGCCAACAAUACGGGCUCCCCGCGAACCACCACUUCAAUCGACGAUGUCAUACAUGAUCCCAGUAUCGAUCUCAUCCUCAACUUCCUCCCUAACGAGUAUCACGAGACCUACACCAUCGCCGCCCUCGAGGCUGGCAAACAUGUCAUGGUCGAAACCCCUGUAAGCCUCAGCAUUAGAAGCACCAAACGGAUCAUCGCCGCCGAGAAGUGCGCGCCGAACGGGGCUAAGGUCUUCGUCGCCUGCGCGCGCCGCUACGUACCGUGCUUCGAGGACGUGUUCAAGAAAGAAGUCGCGAGCCUCGACCGGAUCUACUACGCUCGGUGUCGGAACAUCGCAGGCCCACACACAGCGCACUCAGCCACCACGCCCCAGAAUCCGACGGUACCCAAGACGUGCAGCAGCAACAGUAAUGGGGCGGGAACCGGCGACAAGCAUCUCCUGCAGGGGCUUCUGGAGGAAGUAUUCAGCGGACAAGAGCUAAGCCAGGACCGCAUCGCGCUGUGCCAGUUUCUCGCCUCACUGGGGUGUCAUGAUCUGGGUCUGAUGCGGGAUACGCUCGGCGCGCCGGAUACCAUCUCCACGAUCUCGGUGAACGAUCCGUUCUACUCGGCCAUUUUCCACUACACGGAUACUGCGGCGAGGGGCGGACACCCGUUUACCCUGGUGUACGAGACGGGUACGGACUCCGUGCCGCGGUGUGAUGCGCACCUCGCUAUUUACGGGCGUACGAAGACCGUGAGCAUCUACUACGAGCUUCCGUAUGCGCGGGGCCAGCUGUUGCGGGUGGUGGUGGAGGAGAUGGAUGAUCAGGGCGUACUCAGAAAGACGGAGAGUGUGAGUAGUUGGGAGGAUGGGUAUCGGGAGGAGCUGAAGGCGCUGUAUGCGUUUCUCGUUGAAGGGAAGCCAGCCAAGACGACGGCUGUAGAUGGUCUCCAGGAUCUAAAGUUGUUCCGGAUGAUGUUCGAGCAGUACGAUCGGCAGUGCGGGACCAUUCGAACUCCCCUUGGCUAG